Molecule: messenger RNA, 1154 nt
Organism: Oryctolagus cuniculus (rabbit)
Lineage: Eukaryota; Metazoa; Chordata; Mammalia; Lagomorpha; Leporidae
Source: RefSeq, a predicted model, not a curated record
CGGCCGGAAGUUCCGGUGGCGGCGAUCCGGGCCGGGCCGAGCGGGGCGCGGGCUGCGGGCGGCCGGGCGCGGAGCCCGCGAGCGGAGCCCAGGCCGUGCCGCGCGGCGCCAUGAAGGGCAAGGAGGAGAAGGAGGGCGGCGCGCGGCUGGGCGGCGGCGGCAGCCCCGAGAAGAGCCCGAGCGCGCAGGAGCUCAAGGAGCAGGGCAACCGGCUCUUCGUGGGCCGCAAGUACCCGGAGGCGGCGGCCUGCUACGGCCGCGCCAUCACGCGCAACCCGCUGGUGGCGGUGUACUACACCAACCGCGCCCUGUGCUACCUGAAGAUGCAGCAGCACGAGCAGGCGCUGGCCGACUGCCGGCGCGCGCUGGAGCUGGACGGCCAGUCGGUGAAGGCGCACUUCUUCCUGGGCCAGUGCCAGCUGGAGCUGGAGAGCUACGACGAGGCCAUCGCCAACCUGCAGCGAGCCUACAGCCUGGCCAAGGAGCAGCGGCUCAACUUCGGCGACGACAUCCCCAGCGCGCUGCGCAUCGCCAAGAAGAAGCGCUGGAACAGCCUGGAGGAGCGGCGCAUCCACCAGGAGAGCGAGCUGCACGCCUACCUCGCCAGGCUCAUCGCGGCCGAGCGCGAGAGGGAGCUGGAGGAGUGCCAGCGGAGCCACGAGGGGGACGAGGACGACGGCCACGUCCGCGCCCAGCAGGCCUGCAUUGAGGCCAAGCACGACAAGUACUUGGCCGACAUGGACGAGCUCUUCUCGCAAGUGGACGAGAAGAGAAAGGUGAGCCUUGUCGGCGGGGCCCGUGGGCAGGUGCCGGCCGCCCGCCCACUGAGCGCGCCCUGUGUGCAGAGGCGCGACGUCCCCGACUAUCUGUGCGGCAAGAUCAGCUUCGAGCUGAUGCGGGAGCCCUGCAUCACGCCCAGCGGCAUCACCUACGACCGCAAGGACAUCGAGGAGCACCUGCAGCGCGUGGGCCACUUUGACCCCGUGACCCGGAGCCCCCUGACCCAGGAGCAGCUCAUCCCCAACCUGGCCAUGAAGGAGGUCAUCGACGCGUUCAUCUCGGAGAACGGCUGGGUGGAGGACUACUGAGCCCCUGCAAGGCCCCGCCCCCGCCCCGGCGCCGCCCCUGUCCUGCAAUAAAGUCCGUGAGCACGA